GCGUGGGAGAAUUGAACGUUGUCGCGCGAUAGGGAACCGAAACAGAGGGGAUAUAUUAGGCCUUACCCAGUCAAAUUGUUAUAUUUUCACUGGUAAUAGAACCUACAACACUACUCAUCGCAAGAUAUUCCGAUGGUUGUUUUUCACAUCUAAGAAUUUCAGCCUGGCGUGUUGCUGGUACCAGUUGCAGAUGUUUGGAACCUAAGCAAGUGGGUACUUGAGCGUGGUAGAACUCAACAAGUAUAACCAAUCAUUGGUCACUUAACAGCCAGCGCUUUUGAGGAAAACCAAAACGGAAAGUGAUCUGGGCAGUUGUAACACCAUCACCUCUACCUGAUAUUAAAGGCAGUUGUUAACUGGCCAUUGAGUUCCUGCAUUCUCAAUGCAGUGAAAGCAAAGAUGGGUGCCAUAGGGUGGUACAGACUACAGAGACUGGUCAUAGGUCUUUUCCUGUAUGUGUUAAGUGUACAACUGAUAAUACCGGUAGAAGCAGAUGCAGAUCCCUCUAGGACCAGUCCCAGAAACCUCAGUGUGACCCCAAUUAAGUUAACAACGGUGACCCUGAAUUGGGAUGUUCCACUUGAUGAAGGGGUAUAUAACUAUGAUGUGAAGUACUGGAGAACACAAAAUAAAUCCCAAGUUUGGACCAGACAUGUGUCAAACAGGACGAUAUACAGUGUGACUGAUCUGCAGAUAAGCACCAACUACACAUUUACGGUCUGCAUCACUGGGAGCCCUGAACUUAGCACAAAUGAAGUCACGGCAUCUGGAAUCUUGCCAAGGGGACCAUCAAUUAAAAAGGAUAUCGUCACUAAGCUGACUAGAAGGGACACAGAAAACGUCAAAUUUAAGUGCUCUGUUGAUGGCUACCCACGGCCCAACAUCACUUGGUGGAAAGGCAAUGUCCAACUGAAGACAGGUGCUGACAUAGAGGUGAAGCAGGUAAAAAUGAUCAUCACUGAUCUCAUUGAAGAAGACAGUGGUAACUACAGAUGCGUUGCCCGCAAUGAUUAUGGAACGUUAGAAGUCAACUUUACUUUGGAGGUCAUUGCCGAUUAUACUGAUGACUAUACGAUGUCCAGUUCAGUAAUAAAGGGGGAGGAAUCAACCAAUUCAUAUGACGAUCCCAUGCCACCAGUGUUUGUCAAAGAAAAACUCUUAAAGCCAAACAUAUUUACAGUGGCAGGUGAUAAAAUCAAGCUACACUGUCCAAACAAAGGUAAUCCGCACCCCACUGUAGUCUGGCUCAAGAAUGGCCAACUGAAUUGGGAUCAGCAGAGCAGUGUCCACGAUAGGGUGACAAUCAACGGUCCGAAACUGAUAAUUGAUAGACUCAUGCCGUUAAUUGAUGAAGGCAGAUACACGUGUAUUGUGAGCAAUGAGAUGGGGUCCAUUAAUCAUACAACUGUUAUAGAUAUCACAGAGAGGAUUGCCACUCGUCCCAUCAUAACUGAACUUACAGACCAAGAAGUGGUAGUUGGAAGUAACGUUUCAUUUGAGUGCAAAGUAGUGAGCGAUGCAACACCACAUAUCGUGUGGUUGAAAAUGGAGGCACCAAAGAACUUCACCCAACUUCAAACCAUGAAGGAUAAGCUGGAUUUGAUAGUUCCUACACACAAGGUUGAGCUUGGAAAUAUUUCUGAAGACUUAAUAGAGAAAUGGACGAACAACUUGAAUCUGAAAUGUACUGAAGUCAUGACUACAUAUCUUUCAAAUUACAGCCACUGGAAGUGCAUAACUUCAGAGACUUUACAACCAAACUUGGAGAUUGAAAAGCUACCCACAGUGAUAGACAGAGACUCAGGACAAGAUCUGAAGGUUCAAGCCCAGAUGUUGAAGAUCUACAAUGUAUCAUUUGACGAUGCUGGAAUGUACUCAUGCCUUGCUGGUAAUUACCUAGGCAUUUCUCGAUCGAGUGCCUUGCUGUCUGUUGUUGCAGUUCCCACCCUUCCGCCACCAACCUCAGCUCCAGUUGUCAACAUAAAUCGGCCUGUCCAUUGGAACCAACAGAAAACAGUCAUGGUAGUUGCCAUUGCUUGUAGCUGUGUCAUCCUGGUUCUCUUUUGCUUCAUUUUCCUGAUGUGUUUCAAGAGCAACCAACGACACACUAAGAAUUCUAUCAUUGUUGGACCUGGCAAGGCUCCACUCAUACGGCAGUUUUCAGCAGAUUCAGGGCAGUCAUCAGGUCCGUUGGUCAUUGGCCGAUCACGUUUAUCCUCUUCACUCACUGUGGUAUCUGAGUAUGAAGUGGUGUUGGAUCCUGAAUGGGAGUUCCCUAGAGACAGGUUAAGUCUGGGUAAGGUGCUUGGUGAAGGGGCCUUUGGCAAGGUUGUGCUGGCUGAGGCAGUGGGCAUUAGUAACAAAGAACAGACAUCAACGGUGGCAGUCAAGAUGCUCAAAGGAAAUGCAAGUGAACGCGAGUUGUCUGAUCUAGUGUCUGAGCUGGAGAUGAUGAAGAUGAUCGGCAAACACACCAACAUUAUCAAUCUCCUAGGAUGUUCUACUCAAGAUGGUCCUCUGUAUGUCAUUGUUGAGUAUGCUCAUCAUGGCAACCUACGUGAUUUCCUACGUCAACGUCGACCACCGGAGAAUGCUGAGAUGACUGUCAUGUUGCCUGGCCAUGAACUACUAACCAACAAGGAUCUUAUAUCGAUGGCUUAUCAAGUGGCUCGUGGCAUGGAAUUCCUUGCCUCCAAGAAGGCCAUCCAUCGUGACUUGGCUGCCCGUAAUGUACUUGUUACUGAGGACUACAUCAUGAAGAUUGCUGACUUUGGGCUUGCCAGGGAUGUCCACUACAUCGACUUCUACAAGAAGACGACUGAUGGCCGCUUACCAGUCAAGUGGAUGGCUCCUGAGGCACUGUUUGAUCGUGUCUUCACUACUCAAAGCGACGUCUGGUCCUUCGGAAUCCUGCUGUGGGAGAUCAUUACCUUAGGUGGUACUCCGUACCCUAGUGUACCAGUUGAGAAAAUGUUUGAUUUUCUCAAGAGUGGUAAACGUCUGGAGCAACCUCAGAACUGCUCAUUGGAGAUCUAUCACAUCAUGAGAGAGUGUUGGCACACUUCACCUGGACAACGACCAACUUUCUUUGAUCUUGUGGAAGAUCUCGCAAGGAUUAUAUCCCUCUCCUCCACUCAAGAUUACUUGGAUCUAGAAGCGCUGGGUGAUGCCCCAGUAACGACUUUUGUGGAUGCUGAGUUUGACUCCGGUAAUUCCAGUCAACAUAGUCGACAUAGCAGUGAGUCCACUGUUUGAUCUAUACACUGAUGCUGUUUCCUAGAAGACCUCUUUCAUGCAUGCUUGCGUGACGGUCUUGCUGUUACCAGACAGUAGUGCAUAUUGGAUCUUCUUUGAGAAAGUGGUAACUCUGGAAGGAAGUGAGUCAACUUGUCAAUAGCUCAAUGAUGGAAUGAUACCAAGUCUUCAAAAUGAUGGGAAACCCAGACCUUUCCAAGUGGACCUUGAGUUGUGUUUUAGACAUUUUGUUGAGAUAAAAGUUGCUUUACAGGCCAUGCAAUCUAUUUGGUGCUCUGUGAUUGGACACUACAGAAGUGAUGAAAGCUGUAAAAACCAGAAUGCAUGGGAUGAACAUUGGUUUGUGAAUUUGCAGUUUGAAACUUGAACUCAUUAGUUUGGUUGUUGUGUCAGAGCACUCUGGUCUCAGUGAGAUUAACACUUGGACAGAGUCCAGGCUGAAUAUAAAUAAGUUAGAGAAAGAGAAAAGACUGUAAAUGACAGUAUUUGCUGCAAGAAGUGACGUUGGCAUAGUUUCUGGAUGAGAUGGUGAUGACUGAUUUGCCAUGGCUUUCAUGCUGUGACCCUACUGCCAUGUACAUAGACGCCGAUGCUGCACUCCAGUAGUAUCGUGUUUCCGAUGUCAUCAAGUGUUCCUCUUGUCAUGAGGCCUCUCAAGUUAAGCCUGAAUUUGCAAUCUGGAGUUAGAGGACAAGAAAACCCAACCUGCAGUCAUCAUGAAGACGAUUUGUGGAACAAUAACUAUUUACUAGUGGAUAGCUCCUGAUGUUGAGAAACACGAUGUGAUUGGAAGACAGUAUUAUUUAAGCCUAGGUUAAUGUAUUGUGGUUGUAAACCUGAAAGGGACCACUGGAAGUAUGUAUUCAGUGAAUUGCCAGCAAUUCACCAUUAAGUGUCUUAUUUUUCUGACUAUUGGUACGUUGUUUUGUAGAAAAAUCAUAUCAAUUGUCUCACAAGCUUAUUUAAGCUGAGCAAGACAUGGACAAGGCGGUAGUUUUGAAAAGCAGAAAAGUAGAAUCUAAUGUUGAAAUAAGUAAUCAGCUUUAGCUGAAGCAACAUUUCGCUUAGCAGGUUGAGUGCCAUGUAAAGUCUAUUUGGAAAAGUUUUCAAUCGGAACAAUCAGCACUACUUUCAAAGGAGUGAGAACUAAGUACAUCUUGUCUGAUACAUUGUGUUUUACUUUACUGAUCAUUGAAUAAGAACGUCUUAAUUUCAGUACUUGGCCAACAACAAAGCAAUUGUACUGCUUAUAUAUCAAUUAAUGUUGUAAAUAAAUUAAGAAAUAUUCAUAAGCAGGUACAAAAAACGUGCAGCAAAAAAAAGAAGAGAAAAAAGUGAUCAAAUAAGUGACAUGAUAAAUAAACUGAUCUGAUAAAACUUACUAUUCUAUACUCUGUGUUAAAAGAAAUAUGAAAAAUAGUCAGGAAAAAAAACUUGUGCCUUCGGGUUUUGCUGUUUGAAAACUUACAAGAAGAUGCACAUAAAGAGAAGAAAUUCAGUGCACACAUAUAUUUUCAUUUCUUGUCUAAAUUCAUAAGCAGGUUUAUUUUUCAAGAAUAAAGCAAACAAUUUAUUUCUGAUGACUUCUAAAGGUCUGGUGCCUUUAAAGAGAUGCAAAGAUUAUCAGGUGUGACUGGUUGAAAUUCAUGAGGCUGCUUGAUGCUAAAAUACAAAGGGGAAACAUAUCAGACUUCGUCAUUGCUUGGAAUUAUGAACUAAUCUUUAAAGUUAUUUUUCAUGCUGGGAUUGUUCAACAUAUUUAUUUUUUCAAUGUUGAUGUUUCAAAGCAUGGUAAGAAACAGUUCAGUCAGUUUGUUUCCAUUUUUCUCGUCAUACUUUUGGAUCGGUGACUGAGUGCAUUUCUUAAUUGUUCCAAUUUUAUGUGAACUUUCAUAUGCUGCUUGUUUACAUGGAGACCCAUUUGUCAUUUCUUUUGGCAAGAAUGUUCGCAUGUUGUAAACUUUAUAUUUUUAACAGCAAGCGUAUUCACCUGUUUGAAUUUGGUACAGUUGCUUUGAAGUUUUGAUUGUACAUGUACAAGAAACUUGCAAAAGUACAUCAUUGGUGCCUGUAUAGAUAUUUUUUGGUGUGUGUCACUUGUAAAAUGUAUCAUAGUUUUAUUGUAACAAAAGGCUGACUCCUUAAUUGUGUUUAUGAAAAGUUGCAGAAAUAUGACUCUAUUUUACUUGUGAUUUUCUAAUUCCUCAAAACCUUGAAAGACUGUAAAGUUACAUUUUUAUGAUUUAAAAACAGAUCAUAUCUUGAGCACUUCUAGUUUGAAACAUUUCACAUUGUGAGUUUGGAAAAGGGAAAUAAAGGUCAUUUUUGAGGAUUUUUUGAGAAACUUUUUCUGGAUUUUUAAAAAAAAUUUUGCUUAUGAAACAUCAGUCUGAAUUUACUUCAGAUUGAAAAUAAUGCUGAUGAUGCUUACAGUAUUCCUUUUGAUAUUUGUCAAAUGUCUCAUUUUACAAGCCAUUUUAAAUCACUUUUUGAAUGAUCAUAAUGUCAAAAGUUGGUCACAAAAUGUUGUAGAAAAAGUAAACUGUUCAAAAAUAUCAUGUUGACAGUAGUUUUCAUAUCUUAUGUUAAGUGACAUACAACUCAGCACUACGUAUUCCUAUUGUUUACAUAUUGCAUUGCUACAACAUUGUACAUAGUAUAAAUAAGUUGAUAAGUCUAUAGAUCUUGUAGUUUAAGGGUGUAUGGCUAAUUCAUCUGUGAAGUGCAAAGCUCUGGGCCCUGUUUCAUGAGGCUGCUAUGAAAAACAGAAAUUAUUGCUUAGGAAAUUGGUAUGCUUAGCGGAAGUCAGCCGGGAUUAGUUAAAAUAUAUAUAUAGGAUGCACAACAGUUGAUCUAAUAACCAGAGUUUGCUAAGGAAAUAGUUUCUUUCUUUAGUAGGUUUAUGAAGUGGGUCGUUAGUGUUGGCAUUAAAGCAGCACUCACUGCAUUGGCUUGUAGAGGUAAACCAUUUGAUAAACAUACAUGUGAGCUGAAGAAGCCUGUAAUUGGUGUUGAAGUUCAACUGUGCUGUGUGACGCUGGACAUUCUUGAUAAGAUUUGGUAAUUGUAGUAUUCAACGUCUGCUGGUUACUGAAGCUGUGUAUGAUCUAUUGCCUUGUAAAAACCUCAACAUGAUCCACAAGCUUGGCAAGUUUAAUAAAAAGCAAAAUUAUGCACACUGUUCAAAGCAGAAUGAAUUAGCAAAACAUAUGAGGAGCCGUAUCAAAUUCUAUGUAUAUUUAUCACAGAAACCAUGCUUAGUUGUAUUUAAAUACCAUAGAAAUCUAGUUGUUAUUGUGUAAGAAUUAGUUUUGUAGUUGUUAGAUGUAUCCUUUAAAAUUGUUUGUAAAAAUAAUCAUAUUUAAAUUAGUGAAGCCUUAGGUCUACUUUGCCAUGAUCAGGUAUUGUGGUGAUCUGUUGUCAAAAAGUUAACAUCAUUAUUUAAGCAGAAUUUGGAUCAAAUUCAUGUUGAUACAUACUCUACCAAAUUUAAGCUUGACUUCUGAAGAAUCUUUUUUAUUCCCAAAGUAAUUUAAUUUUUUUUCUCUUACUAGUAAAAUUAUGAAUGACUUAAUUUUUCAGACCAAAUGUUAAACCUUACCUGUGACGUUAAAAAUAAUUCUGAAUUUAUCAUGUGUGUGAUCCAAGGCAGAGAUGGAUCAGACAGUAGAAAAUUAAGUUAAACACAUUACCAUGGUAACUGACAAAUUUGUGGUAUGUUAUCUGAUGAUUGGCAAAGACAAAACUUUGUUUAUGGUCUUUUCAACACCAGUAAGGGCAAAUCAUAAGUCGAAAUUGCAAAGCAAAAGGAAGGUCACUGAACACUUUCAAAUUUCUUGUCCCAUCAACAUUUUAGGUUAAUCUUGGAUUCGAAAACUGUCCUAAAAUUUACCAAUAUGAGUCGUUCCAUUGAUUCUAAAAUGCAUGUCUUUGUAAUCAAGCUUUGAAAUUGAGUUUCACAGAUAUUCAGAUCUUGGGUUGUCCACUUUGUAUUCCAUCUGUGAUUUUUUCCUCUCACAGUCAAGUCUUUCAAAAUCAUUUAAUUGAAAACUGAGAUCCCCAAAAGAUGCAGAAUCUAGCUGUUAUACUCUCUUUAAUUAAUGGACCAUUCACAAAUGACAUCGCAUUUUAUAUUUAUAUCUUAAUUGCUAGUUAUGACUCGCUAGAAAGCAAACUAUUGUUUCGGGGACAUCUUUCAAAAUAGAUGACCUUCAUAGCACUCUGCACAAUAUGUGUUUUUAUGGCAUUUUCAUUUUCAGUUGUUUAUAAUGAAGAGUUUAGUGCUCUGAACAAUUACA
Molecule: messenger RNA, 7553 nt
Organism: Acanthaster planci (crown-of-thorns starfish)
Lineage: Eukaryota; Metazoa; Echinodermata; Asteroidea; Valvatida; Acanthasteridae
Product: fibroblast growth factor receptor-like
Biological process (GO): fibroblast growth factor receptor signaling pathway; protein phosphorylation; positive regulation of cell population proliferation
Cellular component (GO): plasma membrane; signaling receptor complex
Molecular function (GO): ATP binding; fibroblast growth factor binding; fibroblast growth factor receptor activity
Source: RefSeq, a predicted model, not a curated record